AUGCUCGUUGUGCUGCUCGCGGCAGCGUCGGGCAAUCCGGCCGUCGUCGCCGCCGCAUCACCGUUGGCGGCUCCGGCGAGGGCGCACCGUGCGCUCGCGCCGACUCUCGACUGCAACGGGGUCCUCGCCGCCGUGCACAAGGCGCUGAACGGGAAGGACUGGACAAAGGAAGUGAACGGACGGUUCGUUGGGUACGACGUCGGAUGGCAGUGGCCCGACCCUUCGAUCGAUUGCUGCAAUAAGGAGUUUGUCAGGUGCAACAAAACAACACACGAGGUCGCGGAGCUGGAUCUGCGGCACAUCGGCAGGCUCAAGGGCACUCUCCCAGUCCAGCUCGGCCAGCUCACCUCGCUCGAGUACCUCGACCUCAAAGGCACCCUCGGCGUCACCGGCACUCUGCCGCCCGAGCUCUUUGGCAGCAAGAUGAGCGAGCUGAUCGCGGUCGACAGCACGCGCAUGUCGGGGACGAUAAUGGAUUCGGUCUCGCGGCUGGGGAGGCUGAAGACGCUCGAGCUCGACGACAACUCGUUCUCCGGCACCGUCCCGCCCUCCCUCUCGAGGCUGAGCGAGCUCCAGGCGCGAGAGAUCUGGAGAGGCGUCAGCGGGGCUGUGGCGGAUGCCAUCGGCCAGCGGCUGCGCCGUCUGUCGAAAACCGGUCCUUCCGGCGACGGAAGCGAGCGUAUCGCCACACGCGUGGCGACGAUGGAGCCAAACCACCGCACGGUAGAAAUCGCCCGCAUGCUUGCCGGCGCUUCGGUGACCGAUGAGGAAAGGGCUGCUGCCGUCCGCCUGCUUGCCGCCAAGGAUUAA
Messenger RNA from Emiliania huxleyi CCMP1516, 810 nucleotides. RefSeq lists its product as hypothetical. The record is from RefSeq and is a predicted model, not a curated record. The coding region runs from base 1 to 810 and encodes 269 amino acids. NCBI's taxonomy places the organism in Eukaryota, Haptophyta, Isochrysidales, Noelaerhabdaceae. Gene Ontology annotation, molecular function: protein binding. The transcript has 7 exons.